This is a messenger RNA of Belonocnema kinseyi, 389 nucleotides long. RefSeq names its product actin-related protein 2/3 complex subunit 5-like. Gene Ontology annotation, biological process: regulation of actin filament polymerization; Arp2/3 complex-mediated actin nucleation; cell migration. The record is from RefSeq and is a predicted model, not a curated record. Gene Ontology annotation, cellular component: cytoplasm; Arp2/3 protein complex; actin cytoskeleton. Lineage: Eukaryota; Metazoa; Arthropoda; Insecta; Hymenoptera; Cynipidae. The transcript is spliced from 3 exons. Gene Ontology annotation, molecular function: actin filament binding. Bases 69 to 389 code for a protein of 106 amino acids.
CGAGUCUUUCCGCGCUGACGUAAACUGGCGUGAUCGUUUAUCAACGGAACGUCAAGUUAAAUGUUAAAAUGUCAAGAAACGAUGGGAGAGAUGACACAACGGGCACAGCAUUCCGAAAAAUUGAUGUAGAUCAAUAUAAUGAUAACGAUUUUAAAGAAGAAGAAGCAGACGGUGGAACGACAGGACCAACCGGUCCGGAUGAAAACGAAGUUCUACAACUCCUUAGUCAGGGCAAAUAUGCAGAGGCACUUGUAACCGUUCUCAAAUCUGCUCCACUUGGUUGUAAAAACCAGCAAGUCAAGGUAACCUCAAAAUCUGUUUAUCUUUAUUUGUUUAAAUGGCUGAUAACUUACGACAGCGCGCCAUGUGAGAGCAGACUGUGGAUGUAG